Durio zibethinus is the source of this 1451-nucleotide messenger RNA. RefSeq lists its product as uncharacterized. The record is from RefSeq and is a predicted model, not a curated record. NCBI's taxonomy places the organism in Eukaryota, Viridiplantae, Streptophyta, Magnoliopsida, Malvales, Malvaceae.
CUCCGUUUCCCUUCUUCACUCACUCUGCUCCAUUUUAACUGAGGCAAAAAAAAAAAAAAAAGAAAGAAUCUUUUGGACGGCGUAUUUUUAUUUUCGACGGGAAUUAGAGAAUAAACCGUUAGUUAUUAAAGCGAGAAUGGUUGACGUGGACCGGAGGAUGUCCGGUCUGAAUCCGGCUCAUGCAGCAGGCUUACGCCGUCUCUCUGCUCGAGCUUCUGCUCCCUCAACUCCUGCUUCCCUUCCUGUUCGCAACGGUCUUCAGUCUUUCUCUUCUUUAGCGGAUAAAGUUAUAACCCAUUUACGAAAUUCGGGUUUCCAAGUCCAGUUGGGUUUAUCCGACGCCGAGUUCGCUAGAGCGGAAGCCGAGUUUGGUUUCGUUUUCCCACCUGACCUACAAGCGAUAUUAUCAGCCGGGUUACCCGUUGGUCCAGGUUUUCCCGAUUGGAGGUCUGCUGGAGCCCGACUCCAUCUUCGGGCUUUGCUUGAUCUUCCCAUCGCUGCAAUUUCCUUUCAGAUCGCACGGAACACCUUAUGGUCCAAAUCUUGGGGCCCGAGACCGUCCGACCCGGAAAAAGCUUUACGGGUCGCAAGGAAUGCGCUUAAAAGAGCUCCGCUUUUGAUCCCCAUUUUUAAUCACUGCUAUAUUCCCUGUAACCCGUCUUUAGCGGGUAACCCGAUUUUCUUCAUCGAUGAAACGCGGAUUUUCUGUUGCGGAUUUGAUAUAUCCGAUUUUUUCGAGAGGGAAUCUUUGUUUCGGAGCACGGAAUCCGACCCAGAAUUGCUGAAAAAGCAGAGGUCCGUUAGUGAAAAAUCAGCCGGAUCGUCCACUAAUUUCUCGAGGCGGAGUUUGGAUGCGGGUUUGAUAACCGGUUCGAGAACCCCACGAUGGGUCGAGUUCUGGAGUGACGCGGCCAUUGAUCGGCGGCGAAGAAACUCAUCGUCGACAUCUUCGAGUUCGUCACCAGAUAGGUAUUUCGAUAUGCCGAGAACCCAAAUUCCCAAAUGGGUAGAGGAAUACAUUGAGCAAAUCGGGUCGGUUCUUAGACAAGGCGGGUGGGGCGAAUCAGAUAUAGCGGAGAUCGUACACGUAUCAGCAUCUGGGUUCUUCGAAGGAGAGAUGGUUUUAUUGGACAAUCAAGCAGUUCGCGAUGCGCUUCUUUUGAAAACGGAUCGGUUUGCAGCUUCGCUCCGGAAAGCUGGGUGGAGCUCCGAAGAAGUUUCGGAUGCGCUAGGAUUUGAUUUUCGAGCGGAAAAGGGAAAGAAACCUGCCAAGAAAUUAUCCCCUGAACUCGUAGUAAAAAUUGGGAAACUUGCUGAAUCCGUCACCCGCUCAUGACACAUCGUCGAGGAUUUUUUUUUUAAUUUUAUUUUCUAAUUUGUUUGUUUUUAAAAAUUUCCAGGUAUCAGAGUUUGAAAAAAAAGUGCGUUGUACUAUGAAACAAAGCGCAGAA